CCAAAGGCUGGUCCAGGAGUGGAGUAACCGCCCCCUCUAAGGGAGCCAGGUGGCUGCAGGGCUACACUGGGGAGGUGGCCUCUGCAGGACGUGGGUGAAAGGACAUCACUGGACAUCUACUGAUCCCAGCACCCACGUGUACUCAGUGCCACAUCUAGGCUUCUACAGGUCUGUGCCCCACAGUAUCCUUAGGUGGCCUAGCACUCUGUCUCAAGGAAAUAUGGCACGGGCUAGGAAAGAAGCAGGGGACAGCCAGCUGGUGUCUGGUAGGGAGCCGUCAUCACGUAUCAUCCGAGUGUCGGUCAAGACCCCACGGGACUGCCAGGAAUUUUUGCUGGCAGAAGAUAGUAGUGUUCGUCACUUUAAAAAGCAGAUCGCUGAACGCCGUCACUGUGACAUUGAUCGAUUGGUACUCAUCUUCACUGGAAAAAUCCUUAGGGAUCAAGAUAUACUGAGCCAGCGGGGCAUCCUGGAUGGCACUACAGUCCACUUGGUGGUGAGGACUCGUUUGAAAGGGUUAGCCAUCCCUGGAGCUAUGCCAGGCACCACAGGCCACAGCACCCAUCGUUCUGAACCACUAGCCUCCGAGGGGGCUUCGAUGCUCACUAGGCUUGGUCGGCUGGCCCGGAGCUCACCUGAUCUCGCUGACUUCUUUAGCCAGCUGACUCAACUCUUGAUGACUGCACCAGAGUGUGUGGUGCAGUUCUUGGAAGACCCUUUAAUUCAAAGUCUGGAAAAUGAGAAACAAGCAAACCACGUUCCUGGCAACCACGUUCCUGGCAACCACAUUCCUGGCAACCACGUUCCUGAAUCCUCAAGGCCAGUACAGAAACAUGACCCAGCUCUCAAGACUCUGGAAACCUUACAGAAGCGAGCCCAGCAGCAGGAGCUCCUGGAGGCAGGGAAACAGAGGCUGGAGGCCUUGAAGGCUGAGCCAGGUGGUGACAAUGCCAUGCAUCCAGUCUGCUCUGAUCUCCAGCAGCUCAUGCUCUCCACUCUGGCCCUAUUAGUUGUCUCUAAAGGCCACAUCUCAGGUUCAGAGUCUUGCAAAGGAGAAACCAAUGCUCAUGGCAAUUCUGAUACUCCCACCACCAUUCCUACUGCUUCUGUGCCUGCUAGGCCAUUGGAACAAGAGGUCAGUACAGGAGUGGUUACCCAGGUCAGGGGCAUGGCCUCAAAUCAGGCCAGUUCAGGGCAUAGGACUGGUAUUCAAGACAUACAUUCAGGCCAGGAGCCUCUUUCUCAGGAUAGCCAGCAGUUUAUAGAGAAAAAUUCUCUACCCAAUCAGCUGAGACCUUCACCCUCUAUUUUACGUGGACUCUUGUAUGCCCUACAGCAGAAUCCAAGUCUGCUACACCAGAUGACAACUGGCAGUCCCAUGCAUCAUCAGAUACCAAUACUUUCCAUUCUCACCAACCCUCGAGCACUUCAGGCACUGAUACAGAUAGAACAAGGCCUACAAAUACUGUCCAGGGAGGUGCCUGCACUAGGUCCAUUCUUACGGGACCCAGCUAGGCCACGUGGGGCUAGAGGAGUCGCAGAAAAUAGGGGUCAUAGAGAAAACUCUGUGCAACCCACCUUGGCCGUUCUUCAGUUCCUUCAUGAAUUGGUCCAUGCCUGUUCGCAGUCUACCCAGUCCUCAUUAUCCUCAUACCUUGCCACCGAAGGUCGCUACCAUCAAGAACUUGAGCAGCUGAAGGCCUUGGGUUUUGCUAAUCAUGACGCCAACCUGCAGGCCCUGAUGGCCACAGAUGGAGACAUCUACGCUGCCAUUGAGAGACUGCUAGGAAUGCCAUAGGCCCAGGACCUUCCAGCUGAUGCCCACACUGCACCACCCUAGAUAGAGGGAAGAAAAAGAGAGGGAAGGGGAGGGGGAGGGAAGUCACUUAUUUUGGGAAUUCCUCCUGCUUGUGUUGUGAGUAUAUUUGGACAGCUCUUGUCUCACUGCCCAAGCCUGUUUUACAUUAAAAAGAUUGCUUGGA
Molecule: messenger RNA, 1982 nt
Organism: Ictidomys tridecemlineatus (thirteen-lined ground squirrel)
Lineage: Eukaryota; Metazoa; Chordata; Mammalia; Rodentia; Sciuridae
Product: ubiquilin-1
Biological process (GO): ubiquitin-dependent protein catabolic process
Cellular component (GO): cytosol
Molecular function (GO): polyubiquitin modification-dependent protein binding
Source: RefSeq, a predicted model, not a curated record